AUGGAAGUAGAGGAGCGCGAGGUGGGACGAGGAGGAGAAAAGGAAAAUAUUUUUUUUUAUUUUUUUUGCUUGUGUGUCUGUGUGUGUGUCUUUGCGAGUUUUGCCUGUUUGUUUCUUUUAUUCGGUCCUUGCCGCUACGCCAUACGCACACACACACACACACAAAUGAAGGCACUGAGAGUAACGCCAGAUGUGUGCAGGAGCCUGCUAGAGACGCCAUUGACGGGUUUCGGCCGGAACCAACCAGCAGCAGCGGCAGAAAAAAUAAAAUUGCGUGGGGAACACGUCCCCCACACCACGCCACCCCGUUGGUUCAUGCGUUCUCAGUGGGGAGGAGAAGAGGACGCACGCAAAAGAGAGAAAAGGAAGAGGGAGGACAGAGUCAACAGCAUUGCCGUGGCGUCCAAACACUCUCUCUUUCCCUUUCUUGCUUUGCCCGGUUUGCCCCUCUUUCCCUUACGACCAUUCCCUGCAGGUGUGAGAGCGUUAACGCUGGGCGGACACUGA
This is a messenger RNA of Trypanosoma cruzi, 507 nucleotides long. RefSeq lists its product as uncharacterized. NCBI's taxonomy places the organism in Eukaryota, Euglenozoa, Kinetoplastea, Trypanosomatida, Trypanosomatidae. The record is from RefSeq and is a predicted model, not a curated record. The transcript has a single exon. Bases 1 to 507 code for a protein of 168 amino acids.